Nomascus leucogenys (northern white-cheeked gibbon) is the source of this 2055-nucleotide messenger RNA. It is a transcript of the gene ARTN, whose product is annotated as artemin. Gene Ontology annotation, molecular function: receptor tyrosine kinase binding; growth factor activity; glial cell-derived neurotrophic factor receptor binding. The record is from RefSeq and is a predicted model, not a curated record. NCBI's taxonomy places the organism in Eukaryota, Metazoa, Chordata, Mammalia, Primates, Hylobatidae.
UGUCCGUACUCCAAGCCCUAAGCAGCACAGGAGGUGAGCUGUGGGGAGACUAGAGCAGAGUCAGACCCUGAAAGCUGCGCAGAGGCUAAGCAACCCAACAAGGCAGGUGAACUGGCCGCUGAGAGAAGAAUCGGGUGGAGCAGAGAGCAGUUGCUGCAGGGCAGACAGCCAGGACCCCCAAAUCUGCACGUACCAGCAGUCAGCCGCCCCACGCAGGGACCGGCUUACCCCUCGCUCCCCGCCCUCACUCACUUUCUCCCGCCCUCGGCCCGGCCUCCCAGCUCUCUACUUUGCGUGUCUACAAACUCAACUCCCAGUUUCCGUGCCUCUCCACCGCUCGAGUUCUCUACUCCCCAUAUCCGAGGGGCCCCUCCCAGCAUCUACCUCCCUCCCAACCUCGGGGGACCUAGCCAAGCUAGGGGGGACUGGAUCCGACGGGUGGAGCAGCCAGGUGAGCCCCGAAAGGUGGGGCGGGGCAGGGGCGCUCCCAGCCCCACCCCGGGAUCUGGUGACGCUGGGGCUGGAAUUUGACACCGGACGGCUGCGGCGGCGGGCAGGAGGCUGCUGAGGGAUGGAGUUGGGCCCGGCCCCCAGACAAGGCCCGCGGGCUCCGCCAGCAGCAGGUCCCUCGGGCCCCAGCCCUCGCUGCCACCCGGGCCUGGAGCCUCACACCCGAGGGUACAGACUGGCUGCCAAGGCCACACUUUUGGCUAAAAGAGGCACUGCCAGGUGCACAGUCCUGGGCAUGCGCCGUUUGAGCUUCGGGGGAAAGCCCAGCACUGGUCCCCGGAAAGGUGCCUAGAAGAACACGGUGCAGGACCCCGUGCUGCCUCAAGAGGAGGGUGGGGGAACAGCUCAACAAAGGCUGAUGGGCGCUCCUGGUGUUGAUAGAGAUGGAACUUGGACUUGGAGGCCUCUCCGCGCUGUCCCACUGCCCCUGGCCUAGGCGGCAGGCUCCACUUGGUCUCUCCGCGCAGCCUGCCCUGUGGCCCACCCUGGCCGCUCUGGCUCUGCUGAGCAGCGUCGCAGAGGCCUCCCUGGGCCCCGCGCCCCGCAGCCCUGCCCCCCGCGAAGGCCCCGCGCCUGUCCUGGCGUCCCCCGCCGGCCACCUGCCGGGAGGACGCACGACCCGCUGGUGCAGUGGAAGAGCCCGGCGGCCGCCGCCGCAGCCUUCUCGGCCUGCGCCCCCGCCGCCCGCGCCCCCAUCUGCUCCUCCCCGCGGGAGCCGCGCGGCGCGGGCUGGGGGCCCGGGCAGCCACGUUCGGGCAGCGGGGGCGCGGGGCUGCCGCCUGCGCUCGCAGCUGGUGCCGGUGCGCGCGCUCGGCCUGGGCCACCGCUCGGACGAGCUGGUGCGUUUCCGCUUCUGCAGCGGCUCCUGCCGCCGCGCGCGCUCUCCACACGACCUCAGCCUGGCCAGCCUACUGGGCGCCGGGGCCCUGCGACCGCCCCCGGGUUCCCGGCCCGUCAGCCAGCCCUGCUGCCGACCCACGCGCUACGAAGCAGUCUCCUUCAUGGACGUCAACAGCACCUGGAGAACCGUGGACCGCCUCUCGGCCACCGCCUGCGGCUGCCUGGGCUGAGGGCUCGCUCCAGGGCUUUGCAGACUGGACCCUUACCGGUGGCUCUUCCUGCCUGGGACCCUCCCGCAGAGUCCCACUAGCCAGCGGCCUCAGCAGGGACGGAGGCCUCAGAGCUGAGAGGCCCCUGCCGCUGAGUGAUGGACAUCAUCCCCGGAGAGGUGAAGGGACAACUGACUGGCAGUCCCAGAGCCCUCACCCUGCGGAUCCCAGCCUAAAAGACAUCAGAGACCUCAGCUAUGGCGCCCUUCGGACCCACUUCUCACAGACUCUGGCACUGGCCAGGCCUCGAACCUGGGACCCCUCCUCUGAUGAACUCUACGGUGGCUGAGGCAUCAGCCCCUGCCCAGGCCCUGUAGGGACAGCAUUUGAAGGACACAUAUUGCAGUUGCUUGGCUGAAAGUGCCUGUGCUGGAACUGGCCUGUACUCACUCGUGGGAGCUGGCCCCUAUUUAUUAUUUCUAAGUUAUUUAUUUAC